CCCGUCACGCAAGCCACGUGUUUCUAACGCGAGCCCCGGAAGUGUUUGUUAAAAGGAUUAAAGGCGCAGGUGAAGCGCCGCGGGUAGAGAGCUGCUUGUGUUUCUGCAGGGAUGGAAGUAACCAGGAAAAAUUUUAAAGAGUGUCUGAAUACGAUAUACACCGCGAUACAAGAAGCCGAGUUCCUAGCCAUCGAUGGAGAAUUUUCAGGUAUCAGUGACGGCCCCUCCGUGAGUGCUUUGACCAAUGGUCUGGACACGCCAGAAGAGCGCUAUCAGAAACUGAAAAAGCAUUCCAUGGACUUCCUGCUGUUUCAGUUCGGUCUCUGCGCUUUUAAAUACAACCAUGCAGAAGCCAAAUACAUCAUUAAGUCUUUUAACUUUUAUGUUUUUCCAAAGCCGUUGAACAGAAGCUCCCCGGAUAUCAAGUUUGUCUGUCAGAGUUCAAGUAUAGACUUUCUGGCCAAUCAAGGAUUUGAUUUCAACAAAGUGUUUUGUUGUGGUAUCCCCUAUCUGAACCAGGAGGAGGAGAGGAAGCUGAGGGAGCAGUACGAGGAGAGGCGGUCUCAGUCCAACGGAGCGGGAACCCCCUCCUUCAUGUCCCCCAACUCCUGCAAGGGGCCGGUCGUCAUUCCAGAGGAGCACAGAGCCUUCAUAGAGAGAGUCGUAGAGAAAGUUGAAAGCUUGUCAAACAGCACAGAACAAUCCAGUGUGCAGCUGGACCCUUGUACUGGAUUCCAGAGGAAGCUAAUUUAUCAGACCUUGAACUGGAAAUUUUCCAAAGGCAUUCAUGUAGAAACCGUGGAAACAGAGAAGAAAGACCGCUGCAUUUUAAUCAGCAAAGUGGAUGAGGAUGAACGAAAAAGGAGAGAACUGCAAAAGCAGGAGAAAGAACAGCAAGAACUCUCUGACGCUGUGGGCUUCUCCAGAGUCAUUCAUGCCAUUUCCAAAUCGGGCAAGCUGGUCGUGGGUCACAACAUGCUGCUGGAUGUAAUGCACACCAUCCAUCAGUUUUACUGCCCGCUCCCCGAGGAGCUGAAUGGUUUUAAAGAAGUGACGUCGUGUGUGUUUCCCAGGCUUUUGGACACCAAACUCAUGGCAAGCACGCACCCAUUUAAGGAGCUCAUUCUCAACACGCCUCUCGCAGAGCUGGAAAAGAGGUUGAAAGAAGCACCUUUCAAGUCCCCGAAAGUUGACAGCGCCGAGGGGUUCCUGAGCUACAACACUGCCUCGGAGCAGCUGCACGAAGCCGGUUACGAUGCCUACAUCACCGGGCUCUGCUUCAUCUCCAUGGCCAAUUUCUUGGGUUCAUUCCUCAGCCCUCCUAAACCACACAUUUCUGCCAGAUCGAAGCUCAUUGAGCCCUUUUUCAACAAACUCUUCCUCAUGAGAAUUGUUGACAUCCCCUACCUCAACCUGAGUGGGCCUGACUUGCAGCCGAAGCGAGACCACGUCCUUUACGUCACGUUUCCCAAAGAGUGGAAGACGAGCGAUCUCUACCAGCUCUUCAGUGCCUUCGGUAACAUUCAGGUGUCCUGGAUUGAUGACACCUCAGCGUUCGUGUCCUUGGGGCAAGUGGAUCAGGUGCAGAUCGCUGUGAACACCAGCAGGUACGCGGAGAGCUACCGCAUCCAGACCUACGCGGAGUACAUGGAGAGCAGACUGCAGGAGAAGCAAGGCAAGAGGAAGUGCUCUGAGGACAGCUGGAGGGAGCUGGAGAGCAGCAGGUUAAAAGUGCAGUACGCUCCUGCACUGCCAGCCGGCUCCGGGUUCAACAGCAGUAACAACGAAGUUGCUCCGGGGAAGAGAAGCAUGAGCCCCAUUCAGGAGGAGCUGGGCUCGGAUGAACCGGAGGAGGGAGAGAUCGACCGGGACGGAACCAGCAGCUGGACCAGCGCCGUGCCCGCACGCAGCAGGACGACCAACAAGCACAAAAAGAUCAGAACCGACCCGGGUCCCAACCCUGCCGGCUCCACAGGGCUGUUUGAAGUCCCGGAGGUCUGGUAGUGCGGGCAGAGCGUGGGCUGGAACCAAGAGCCUUCAGAGAGAAGAGUCGUGAGGCAGCGGCAGCACUUAAAUACAUUUUAAAAAGCCAUAAGAAACUCUUCUGUCCUUUCAGAGUGAAUGAAAGAGGAGCAAGCUUGCAACCUCUUCAGUUCAACGCAUUGGCAGAAAGCUUAUGAAAAAAAAUUCUGAAGUGGUCUUGAUUUCUGUUUAUUUAGAUGAAUCUACCGGCGGGGUGCACAGGACUCGAACCUGGAUUCCUAUGAUGGUUCUGUGGUGUGUGUUUGUGUGUGUGUGUGUUUUUUUUUGUUUGUCAGAGAUGUUUCCUAGCGAUUUAACAAUGUUUUAAUUCAGUUUUUAAUGAUGCUUCCCCAGAGAGCUGCUUUUCAUGAAUUAGGGUCCCUAUUGAUGUACAGUAUAACAGUGCAAGCGUUAAAUGAAUGGUCUGAUAGAAAAGAAACACUAGAAUCACUAAGUUUACAUGAGAUUGUUGUGUGUUUUUUUUAGUCAUCUUACACAGAGUUUAAACACUGCCUCCUAUUAUUUUUUGUUUUUACUGUAGAGGAUUGUUGCCUAAUUUCUGAGAGUUCCCUGGAGUUAAGUCUAUAAUGUGGCUGCUUGAUUCUUUGUGUACAUGUAGUGUGUUUUGUUCUUCAUUUCCCUUUCUCUUCUUAUCAAGACCUGCAGGUUACAGUAACCGUUUAGUUUGUCACGUAAAUGACUUUGUUUAGCAGAAAUUGUUUAAAAGCUUCUUAUGAUGACAUGAGUGCCAAUUUGACAUGCUUCCCAUAGUGAAAAAAAAACAAAAAAUUAAAGACUUUUCUUACUA
Messenger RNA from Acipenser ruthenus (sterlet), 2830 nucleotides. Its product is annotated as poly(A)-specific ribonuclease PARN. The record is from RefSeq and is a predicted model, not a curated record. Gene Ontology annotation, molecular function: poly(A)-specific ribonuclease activity; RNA binding; metal ion binding. Gene Ontology annotation, cellular component: nucleus; cytoplasm. Gene Ontology annotation, biological process: nuclear-transcribed mRNA poly(A) tail shortening. The coding region runs from base 112 to 2004 and encodes 630 amino acids. NCBI's taxonomy places the organism in Eukaryota, Metazoa, Chordata, Actinopteri, Acipenseriformes, Acipenseridae. The transcript has 24 exons.